AUGGUGCGUCCUCAAUUGCCGCCUCGUAGGCAUCCAAGCCAAGCUGACCCUUUGCUGCAGCCCGCCUUCCAGGCCAUCAACCUCGAGCCCGAGGAAAACAUUGACGAGCAGAUCGAUACCACCAAGGAGCUCCAUGUCGACGAAGCCCUCAAGCGAUUUCAGAAUGCGCUGAAGCUCCACGCCCAAGGCCUGCGGUCCCGCGAAGCCGCCAGUGCAGCCUACGACGAACUUUUCGAGUCGGAGAUAUUCAAGUACCGAGAAGCAAAGACCGACUAUGAGAGGACAGAACUACAGGCGAAUGGACAGGCCUCAACUUCGGCACUCGAAGCCUUUGCUGAUGGACUCGAUGUGGCCGCAGGUGGUGCUGACGGAGUGGCUGCUAACCUGGCUCUUGCGCUUUACCUCUCCUACAAGAAUCAUGGGCAAUUCUACUUGGACAAACUAAAAGACGAACAUGCGACAAGCCCCGAGUGGAGUAAGAGGCUCCAAAUAUACUAUCGCGGCGACGAGGGAAUCAAAGUUCUCGAUAGCUGGACUGCGGCACUGGAUCAAGACCCUUCAGACCCAGAGCUAUGGAGAAAGGUGGCGAGGUUUGCCGGCGCAAUGAACAGCGGAAGAAUCAAGCGAUAUUGCCUAGAGGCUGCAAUAGAGCUGGAUGAUGACCCGGCUGUCAUGGAAGUUGAACCCCCUUCUCUUGCCGAGAGCUUGGCGGGGGAGCAGCUCAAGAUGUACUUGAAUCUUCUUGGAGAUGACAUGGCACUGUCGCAUCCUGCAAUGGCACCUUGGCUGAAGAAAAAACUGCCACCUCUUUUGAAACAACAUGUUGAUCCGAUACCGUUUUUACCUGAUCCGACUUCGACACUCGUGGUACCGCCAGAGCUGCAAAAUUACGGCAAACCUUUUCUCUCCGAUAACGACGAUGAGAUCAUUUCUGUGUCAAGCGACUUACAGACCUCUGACAAGCCCGUUGAGUCAUGGGCUGACCUUGGUUUUGAACUCAUGAAGUGUGCUGAAAAUACAAAGGGCGCUUUGGAGAUCUGCAGGUUGAUCUUGGAAACAGCUAAGCAGGAUACAGACAUGGAAGAAUCGCGAGAAGAGGCUUUCAACGAACCUGAAAAUGAUGUCUCUCACAAUGGCAAAAAAGCUACUGAUGAGAAUGAUGACAAAGAGAAGACGUCUGCAACACCGCCGCUAGAUUCAAAAGAGAGUCAGCUAUCCGAGGUCGCCGAUGAUACUGCAAAAAGCGAUGCGACGCAAAAAGAGUCGAGUGCAACGCAGGCGGCCAGAAAACGAUCGCAGUCAACUGCAGGGCUACCAGAUGGCGCUGACGAAGAAAAUGUGACUGAAAAGAGAAGCAAGAGAGUCCGCCGAAGAGUAGAAACAGCCCAGGCUGCUGAAGAAGCCCCUGAUCCAAAUAAGCUGAUAGCGAAUCAGCUUCGCCCCUUUCAAGAGGCUGACCAACACCUUUUCACCAUGACCAAAAACAUGCUCGAGACGAUUGGCGUGGAAGACAAGGAAACUUACGAAUAUGUGGAUGAGAUUCUGAAUCUAUGUGCCGCAGAAGAUCGUCUGUCUUCCAAAUCUACCCGUGUUGGAGCUAAUGACUUGCGCGCUCUAAUAACCGACUUCAAGGAGGAUGUUGCAAUGGUAUUUCUUAAUAAAAAGGAGCAAGCAACUUUGGGGCUUUCUUCCUUUUUAGAGCAUGCCAAAACUGGAUCUCAAGAUCAGGCCGUAAAUGUUCCCUUCAACGAAGCCAAGGGCUUAAGGGAUUUUGCCCAAAAAGUGGAGGAGAGAUACGAGCAGAUGACGAGCCACGACAUUGUUUUCGAGUGGAUGAAAACAAUAAGCCUCAGUUAUGUUUCUUUCAAGUGGCCGGACGGUAUGAAAACCGCAGUGGUUCAGAUGUUGAAUACAGCCGACUCCUCUUUAUACAGGCGCAUUUCGGAGGAACUGAAUGAAAACCCUUCCCCUGAAGCUCUUGCAAGUUUGGAAUCUCUAAUCCCCAUGAUAUUUGAGCUUUACAUCGAUAUUUACGAGCGAAUUACCAACCCUAGCAGCGCUGUUGAUUAUGCAACCCGUAUGGAGACCAAAUACCGGCUUCAGCGAUGGUUGGAUAUAGCAUCGGCUUAUGUGGGCUUAAUGAAUCGGCCUGCGACGGACCCUCUAUGUGUCAGGUUUUUAUGGGCGUCUGUCAUGGUAUCAUCGCUCUCCGACAAACCGGUUCGAGAGCAUAUUCUCCUGUUAUGGACAUCGCUUCGAGAUUUCUUAGCGGAAGAGGAAAUUGACGCGCUGACCUUACCAAACAAUGUAGUUAUGCCUAUGAUUUCUCCAGCUGCUGCAGAUCGAGAGAUAUCGAAGCUUACUACUAUGGACUUUUUCCUCAGUCUUUUCCAGGAAGGGAUGGAAAGCCCCGUUCACGUUAUUGAAACCUUGGAGCCUGUUCUUAACCCUUCAUCUGUCUGUGUAUCCUCAGAGGACCAUGAUGCGACAGAUGCUGAUGCUUCUCCAUCGUCUGACUCAGAGGAACAAAAAAGCACGCAACGCAUAUCAGACUGUGCCACUCAAGGCAUGCGUGACCUAUGGAAAUUCUUGCGUAGCAGCAGCACGGAGCUAAGAUUAUUUCUCUGGUCGCGACUUGGCGACGCCUACGAAGCCAUAAAAUACACCACCAAGAGGUUUUCAUGCCUCCUUCGGAGCAUAGAGCUUAUUGUGGCAGAUUUGGAGAGCGAAAAGUAUGCUAAGCUACCGGAUGAAUCUCGCCUGCUUCUUUACAUGCGGACUCUAAAGUCUCUUGACGAGUUGCUGAUUCAAGCAUUAACACUGGCCUUGAACGACAGUUCGGUAUUUGACAUUAUUGACGACGAUCAUCUCAAGUCAAGCUGCAGUGCUAUUGCGAAAGUGAAUUCCAUCCUCCACGUUGCAUUCUUAUGUGAGGAUGAGAUAAAGAUAGGACUCAAGACAGCGCCGUCUUCAAAUUCCACCUUCCAGUCUCUCGUCACCAAAUUACGAGAAAUGCAAGUACGUACUUGGUGUCUUCAAUUCACCAUGUUCAGGGCGGGCCUACCUCUACAAAACCCCAUUGCUCCGGAAAAGGAUCUGGCAGAUUUCCUAGCCGCCAUCCAUCAAGUUAUUGGUCUCCGAAAAUGCUGCAAAGCGUCCAACAAGAUCUUCCUCAAAGUCAUGCGCAUGGAGCUCCUCCAGAAUAAAAACACUGAGAAUUGGGAAGACUAUCUAGGGCAAGUGGUUUACGAUCUUUACGGACUUAAGCUUGGAGUGGGAGUGUGGGAAGUUCAGGACCACGGCUGUCCGCAUGAGAAGCUCGAGAAGCGACAGACGAUGCAGCUCGUGGAAAAGGUAAUGAUUCUGGCAAACCGCAUGCCGAUGAAGGAUCUUUUGAAGUCGGACCUCAAGGCCGCGAUUGAACAUAUGCAACAGACCAUCGGCCAGCCGAAGUCUACACCACAGAUGAUUCACAACCUACGCAACUUUACCGAACUUGUGAAGAAACCCAUACAUCCCCUCCGACUCUAUCAAGCGUUGGUUGGAGAGGUGUCGGUAGAUGCAGUAUCGACAAACACACCAGAAGCUGCCUUGGCCAAGCACGGCUGGUUUUUCUUACUUGGGAUGAUAGCAUUGACCAAGUUCAAAGCUGUUGACUUGAAUCGACGACAGACACCAGGCGCUACGGAUGAUCUUCGAAUUGGAGCGACUUUCCUAAGGCUACAGCUGCAGUUUAGCUCUGACAGCUGGGAAUCGUGGUUCCGGCUGGCUGAAUGCUUCGACUAUGAUUUGGACGAAGCUGUGCUGUGGACGGCCGAUAAAAUGAACAAAGAUCGGGCGGAACUGGUUAAAUUCCAGAGAAAUGCUAUCCACUGCUAUACGCUUGCCUUGUCACAUUCUAGGUACCAAGAGAUUGAGGGCAAAGAUGAAGACCCGUUGCAUGACCUCUAUCAUAAGUUCGGAAUGCGCCUGUAUGCUUCUAGCCGAGAACCAUUUGCCAUGGAGCCCUUUCAGCAUUCCGAUCAGGAACGAUUCUUUAUCCAAAACAUGGGAGCUGGGACAUUUAAAAGGAUUUUACAUGAACAAAUGACUGAGUACAAGGUGUGGAAGUUUGCUGCCAAGAUGUUCAGAAUGGCCAUGGAACGCAAGCCCGGCAACUGGAAGAACCCCUAUAUGCUGGCCAAGUGCUAUUGGAAAAUGUACCAGACGCCAGAAGAAGAACUCGAUAGCAAAGACAUGCACAGCAGAAUCGAGAUGACAACGCUGCUCAAGGCGCUAAAGGAUGCGGUUAACGUGGCUUACAACGCGAGGAAAUCUCGAAGCAGCGAUCCGAUUCUCGAGCCGCAUUACAAGAUUGUGUCGAUUGCUCACAAACUGGUCAUGCGAGGCGAUCUUCCUGCCAAGGAAGCUGCUGAAUUGCUAUCGGAGCAGCCAUUCGGCGUGCAGUUCAAGCCCGAUGACAUCUUUGCUUCUUUUACAGAGCCCGAAGAUUGGGAGGAAUACAUCAUCCCAAGCCUUGUGAAGCUCAAGGAGAAGGAUAAGUCUAAUUGGCAACACCGGAUUGUGGCGCGCCACGCGAAGAUCCUGUUUGACGAGGCCACCCUGGAGCAAGUUAGUGACAUCAAAGUGGCGGCUCGGGCAGCCUUUGCAAUCUUGAAGGAAAAUAUGUUCACAAAGACAAUGGUCAUGAAUGUGUGGAAAUGCGAUGCUGAGCGUCCAGGCCGUCACCAUGUCUUUACUGAACAAUACGUCCGAUUUAUGACAAAACUACUUGUCAUAAUGUCAGAUAAGUCAAACUUGGAGCAGUUGCUUCGCCGUCUACGGAAAAAGGGGGCCGAUUUCUACCACUUUGUCGACUUGUGGCAAUCUUGCUGCAACGCGUACCUCAAGCUUCUGAGAGAGGCCCACAAUAUUCCACAUCUUACAGACGAUGCGUUCAAGUCUCUGUCUACCGAAGAAUUCGAAAUUAUAAGCGAGAGAAUCACAGAGUGGGCUGCUCGCGAUGAGGCAAACGUGCCAGCGUUCAACUGCAUGAAAGAAGCCAUUGAGCUAAAGAAGCUGAACGCCAAUUUGAUGAAGGCCGCUGGAAUUGACGAUUUGAUCAAUGAUUGUUAUUCCAAGAUUUACGUGGAUGUGGCUGGCACAUUACCGGGCCAAGAGCCGAGCAAAAUCAUCGAAGAACGCAACCAGGCCAAGGAGAUUGCGGCCAAGCUUGAAGCUGAGGCUGCGGCCCAAGCUGAUGCCAACAAGCCAACCAGUUCUCUCAGCAACAUACUCAACCCCCCAAGCACGCACGAGAGCCUUGCCGGCACUGCAACACCGCUGGAAGGAGAAAAGUCGGAAGCGGCGCCACGGACUCGUAGAGUUGGAGUUCGAAGGCCGGAUGUCCUUCGCAAGGCGGAGCAAGCUGUUGCUCGCUCCAUGGAAGCUCCAAAAUCAGCUCACCCUAGGAGUCGAGUUGGCAGCAUGUCGAGCGGCAAGCGUGGAAGCCAGACGCCGAAUGUGGGCGCUAGUGACGCCGACACUGAUGAAGAAGGGCCAGAAACGCAAAUCAGGAGAGAAGAGGCAGGGGAAGAUACGGACAUGCCUGACACUCAUUACGAGGAGGAUGGCCAUGUUGCUGAGCGCCGAACCAUCCAAAGUGGCGAAACUAGCGGCGAAGACGCUGAUAGCGAAAGCGAAGGUGAUGAGGAAGAGGACGAGGACGAGGACGACGAAGAGCAUGGCGAAGAUGAAGCCGAAGAAGUUGAAGAUGGUGAGGAAGAGCACGAGGGCGACGAGAGCAAAGAUAUCCAUGGCGACGGCGAAGAGGAAGGGGAAGGGGAAGAAGGCGAUGAAGAGGAAGAGGGACAUGACGAUGAUACUGAGAUGGCGGAGCCAAAUACUCCGGGGGAGAAUGAGGAUGAAUCUGUAGAUAUGGGGACAUAGGCAGGACUGACUACGAGAUUUAUUGCCUAUUGUAAGGGCUUCUGUUAAAUAAUGGAGCUUUUUGAAGAAGGAAAAGGGCUUCUAGGUAUUUGCUAUGGAUUGGAUUGGGUUGGUUGGAGGUGGGCGUGGCUCAGGAAGCAUCUUUUUGACUUUUUGUAUUUUGUUUUAUUGGGAGUAGGGUUUGGAAAUGAUACAUUGAGUUUCAU
Messenger RNA from Trichoderma atroviride IMI 206040, 6134 nucleotides. The record is from RefSeq and is a predicted model, not a curated record. NCBI's taxonomy places the organism in Eukaryota, Fungi, Ascomycota, Sordariomycetes, Hypocreales, Hypocreaceae.